Molecule: messenger RNA, 899 nt
Organism: Hypanus sabinus (Atlantic stingray)
Lineage: Eukaryota; Metazoa; Chordata; Chondrichthyes; Myliobatiformes; Dasyatidae
Product: glutathione S-transferase theta-3-like
Exons: 5
Coding region: 106-837 (243 amino acids)
Biological process (GO): glutathione metabolic process
Cellular component (GO): cytoplasm
Molecular function (GO): glutathione transferase activity
Source: RefSeq, a predicted model, not a curated record
UCCCUCUGAACAGGCUAACUUACUCGAUCUUUGGACUCGGAGUUGUUGGUCAGGAAUCCCUCGCUCUGUGCUCGUCCUUCGUCCGGUUUCAUCCCGUCCUGCGCCAUGGAUCUGGAGCUUUACCUCGACCUGCUGUCCCAGCCCUGCCGCGCCGUCUACAUCUUCGCCAAGAAGAACAACAUCGCCUUUGACUUCAAGUUCGUCAGUCUAAGGGCAGGGCAGCAGUUCAGCGAGGAGUUUGGCAAAGUGAACUUGCUCCGACGGGUGCCUGCUUUGAAGGAUGGUGACUUCAUCCUGGCUGAGAGUGUGGCCAUCCUGAAGUACCUGGCUGGUAAAUACCGGACCCCCAACCACUGGUACCCCUCCGAUCUGCAGCUGAGAGCCCGUGUGGACGAGUACCUGGCCUGGCAGCACACGGCCAUUAGGUUCCAAGGAUCAAGGCUCUUUAUGUUCAAGCGUCUGCUCCCUCUGCUGACGGGCCAGCCAAUUCCGAAGGAGCAGCUGGAUGAGGCGGUGGAGGACCUGCAGAGUUCAAUUCAGCUGUUGGAAGACAAGUUCCUCCAGGACAGACCAUUCAUCGUAGGGAACGAGGUGUCCCUGGCCGACCUCUUCGCAAUCGUGGAGCUGAUGCAGCCCGUGAGUGUUGGGUUUGACCCAUUUGCUGAUCGGCCCAAGCUAGCUGCCUGGCGGGAUCGAGUCAAGGCAGCCCUGGGUAAGGAGUUGUUUGAUGAGGCCCAUGAGCAGCUCAUGAAGAGUGGAGAAGCUCCAAGUACUUUGGACCUCCAGUCUCCUGCAAUACAACGUCUAGCAAAAAACCUGAAGAAACGAUACAAGUGAUGGAGCCAAGCAUCUGCUCUCUCCAAAUAUUUCCUCCAAUGAAAUAAAGAGCUGAAAAGAGA